GAAAAGUCAAGACGAAUACAGCAACUCAUGUCACAAUCGAUACCCACUUCAUCUGAUCAUACAAUCAUAAUGAAAGAUAAUGAACGAUCAUAUUAUAAUAAAGAAAAGAAUAUUUUAGGAUGUAUCCAUUAUCAACGCAACAUCAAGAUUCAAGCCAACUGUUGUCAAAAAAUCUUUCCAUGUCGAUUAUGUCAUGAUGCCAAUAGUGAUCAUUUUAUCAUCCGGUCAGAAACCAAAAAGAUGCUUUGUAUGGAAUGUUUCACUCUUCAACCUGUAGGACAAUGGUGUACUAGUUGUGGUACUAAGGCUGCUAGAUACUAUUGUAACAAAUGUCAAUUCUGGGAUGAUUCAGAUAAAUCGAUUUAUCAUUGUGAUGAUUGUGGCAUGUGUCGUCAAGGGAAAGGCUUAGGAAUUGAUUUCCAUCAUUGUAAAACCUGUAACGUUUGUAUGGAGAUUGCCAUUAAGGAUACUCAUAAAUGUAUCGAACAUAAUCUAGAAUGUGAUUGUCCUAUCUGUGGUGAAUACAUGUUUACAAGUACAAUCCCCGUUAUUGUCAUGGCCUGUGGUCAUGGUAUCCAUAAACCUUGUUAUAAAAAGCAUAUUCAAUCUUCCUAUCAAUGUCCUAUCUGUUUAAAAUCCUUAGGUGAUAUGUCCUUGUACUUUCAACAACUAGAAAAAGAGUUGGAUUGUCAACCUAUGCCAGAAGCCUAUCGAUAUCACUCCUCCUUAAUCUUUUGUAAUGAUUGUGAAAACAAAUCCAAUACUCCAUACCACUUCUUUCAUCAUCGCUGUCAAAUAUGUUUUAGUUUUAAUACCACGGUACUGAAAACCAUCAUUUUAGAUAAAACAUGUUCUACAUAGUAAAAUAUCUUGUAA
This is a messenger RNA of Halteromyces radiatus, 876 nucleotides long. RefSeq names its product zinc-ribbon-domain-containing protein. The record is from RefSeq and is a predicted model, not a curated record. Gene Ontology annotation, biological process: ubiquitin-dependent protein catabolic process; protein ubiquitination. Gene Ontology annotation, cellular component: nucleus. Lineage: Eukaryota; Fungi; Mucoromycota; Mucoromycetes; Mucorales; Cunninghamellaceae. Bases 28 to 861 code for a protein of 277 amino acids. Gene Ontology annotation, molecular function: zinc ion binding; ubiquitin protein ligase activity. The transcript is spliced from 5 exons.